UGCAAUUACGGGGAAAAUUACAAAAACUUAAUACGUACUAAUGGAUGUUUGCUUAUGUAAAAUUACACUACUCAAACCAACCUUAAUAUUGAAUUAAAAAUGUCGGCAACGUUAUCUCUUGUUAAUAAAAAGGUUACAUUGAAUAGUUCCGUGAAAGUACAGUAUAUUCCUGCAGCAAUACAUGAAUACAGAGGAAUUGGAAGAUAUAGUAUCAAAUUCUUUGCGUGGUUAUCCAAUGAAGGGAGAAAAAAUGAAUUUGGACAGCAGAUUUGUUGGAAUUUGUACAAGAAAUAGUAUGAGAAUAUCAGUUGAAAAUGAGUCAAAAGCUUUGAAAGCAUUUGGCAGUUUCAAUUGGAAUUAUGAUGCAAUUCCCUCUAAAUCUGAUCCAUUUAAGCAAGCACUGCAAAUGUCCGAUGUAUUAGAUAACAUUUUAGAUAUAACGGCGUCUGAUAUAAAAGAGGAAAUAAAGAAACACUCUUGAAUGAUAUAAACUUAAUAAAUUUAUGCAAAUUAUUUUUCAGUAAAUUUUUUUACAA
Molecule: messenger RNA, 536 nt
Organism: Condylostylus longicornis
Lineage: Eukaryota; Metazoa; Arthropoda; Insecta; Diptera; Dolichopodidae
Exons: 1
Coding region: 182-481 (99 amino acids)
Source: RefSeq, a predicted model, not a curated record